AUGGACUCGGACGCCGAAAAAGGUGUAACCUCGCCUCUAACCAGUGCGGCAGCCGUGAGGCAGAGGUUGAAUAACAGAUUGAAUGCUCAAAGUUGGGGUGAGUUGAUUUUUCACCAUCCUAUUACAAUUUCUUGUCAACAUCAGGGGUCCCUAUAGGGGACAGCGGAAAAAAACAGCCCUUAUAGGGGGGGCAAAAAGUGUCAAUUUAUCGAAUUUUUUUCACCUACUUUUUUUCUUACAGGUUCAUAACUAUAAACGACUGUAGGGUCCACUGACAAGGGACGUUUUUUACCCCCCCUUGAAAUUUUGAUGAAACUUCCUUGAAGGGCACUUUAGGACCUACUUGCAGAACAAGAAAAAGUUUCUCGCAAUAGAUUUUUUUUUUCGAGUGAAAGCCCGAAAUAGCGUUUUUUCGUGAUAACUUGCGUAUUUUGCGGACUUUGAAGCUACAUAGCUAGUGAACAAAAUAUAUUGCGAAAAAUUUUUUUUCUUGUUCUGCAAGGAGGUCCUAAAAGUACAUUUCAGCAAAGUUUCAUCAAAAAGUUCAGAGGGGGGUGAAAAAAACGUUUCCUAGUGAGUAACCCUAUAGGGACCACUUUUGAAUGCUUUAAUCCUAUAAGGAGAGGUAAAGAGGUCCCUAGAGAGAUAUUUUCGAAAACCCCUGAGGUUGCCCCUAAAGGGAUCAAUAUAGCGCUUUCAAGUUCUUCUUAAAUUUAUCUGAGAGCUACUUUUUUUUCUUGAAGCUUCAUUUCGGAAUGUAUAAGAACCACUUUUGUGAGCUUCAGUGGCUCCUAUAAGGAGAGGUGAAGAGGUCCCCAGAGUGACAUCUUCAAAAUCCUCUAAAGGGAUCACUCUGGCGCUCUCAAGUUCUUCUUAAAUUUUUUCUUAGAGCUACUUUUUUUUCUUGAAGCUUCAUCUCGGACUGUCUGACUUUUUAAGAGCUGCGAGUGGGAAAAAAAAUUUUUUUUCUAACCCCUCCGAAUUUCAAAAAAAAAAGCUAGAACUAAAUAAUCCUUUUUCAGACAUCAACAAAUUGAUAGUCCCUGCACUGGUCGGCGUCGCUAUAACCGCAGCUAUAAUCUACAUUCUUUCUAUAAGUAUCCAUCGGGUUGAUGAAGGAUUCGUGGCUGUUUAUUAUCGGGUAUAGUCAAUGUUUCCCGACUUGAAAGGCGAGGGAGGCGGGGCAAGGGGCGGGACGCGUAGCGUGUGCGUACGCGGUUCUUGGCGCCAGUUCAAUUCAAUCGUCGCCGACUAUUUAAAAAGCUCGGCAACCGCUCUUUUUCUGUAUUUUCUUCUAUUUUUUGAUGCACACAUGAACAUAAUCAAUAAAUAAUUAAAAAACAAGUGAAAAGAGCAAUAAAUAAGCUCUCUGAAUGCUUGCUAGCGGUUGAAUUGAACACGUGCCAAGAACCGCGUAUGCACACGCUACGCGUCCCGCCCCUUGCCACGCCUCCCACGCCUUUCAAGUCGGGAAACAUUGACUAUAUAUUUUAUUCAUUUUCAAAAAUCCUUGCUGAGGUCGUUUUUUUUUCAAAGUUCAUAGCGAUUCUUCAUUCCUCAUCUUAGUGUUGUUAUUGCUCAUGUUAGAUCACACAGUCCUUAAUAAGGUGGUUUUUUUUUAAAUUUCAAUUCUAGAGUGAUUCUGUGGGAUUCUGAGCCUUACCAAGGGUUUUUGAAUAUCAUUUAUAUAUCCCAAACUUCAAUAAAACAUUUUAGGGCGGAGCCUUGGUUAAAGAAGUAACUGGACCCGGGCUUCACAUGCGCUUACCUAUUAUAACCACUUAUAAAAGUAUCCAGGUAAUGCAUUGCUCAUGUUAAUGAUAGUAUUUCUCAUGUUAGAUCACUCCUCAAACUGACGAGCUUGUUAAUGUGCCCUGUGGUACUUCUGGAGGAGUUAUCAUCACGUUUGGUCGGAUCGAAGUUGUUAAUAUUUUGAAGCAAGAUGCAGGUAGGGUUAUCCCUUGGCCGCAUUUGGAAUGGCUUAAGUUUCAAAAAAAAUCUUCAAGCCUUCCAAAAGCACCUUAACCGCUUGACAACUUGAAAAAAUUAAUAUUUUUUCAGUCCACGACGUCGUCAAGAGCUACACGGUCGACUAUGACAAACCCCUGAUUCAUAACAAAGUUCACCACGAAAUUAAUCAAUUCUGCAGUCGGCACACUAUCCAAGAAGUCUACAUUGAUCUCUUCGGUUCGUUUUUCUUUGGUUUUCCGAAACUCACAAAUUCUCAGAUACCAUCGACGAGAACUUGAAAACGGCGCUGCAGAAGGAGCUGCACACCUUGGCGCCGGGACUGGAGGUUCAGGCCGUUCGAGUCACGAAACCCAUCAUCCCAGAACAGAUCCGCAAGAACUACGAGCAGAUGGAAGCUGAAAAGGUUAGUUGUUCGAUAGAGCACUUUCCAGUUUUAGAAAAAGUUGGGGUUGGAAAAAAAAAGGUUGGUUUUCCCUUGAAAAGGAAAACGCUAAAAUUUGAGGUAUGGAUCAAUAAAAACCAAGCUUAACUGGGAGAACGUUUAAUGAGCACUUUAGGGUUCUGACCGUUUAGUGGCCACUUGAGUGACUAAAGUUUAGUCGGCUCUUUUGAAGUCUUAAUAAGGACUUUAGUGGCCACUAACAAGCUUAUUGGUGACUUUUAUAGUGAUGGUUUUAGUGGCCUAGUGGCCUAAUGAUUAAGUGGCCACUUUAGGAAUUAGACUUAUAGUGACCACUCUAGGGUCUGAUACUUAAGUGGUCAUUAUACUAGUCGAAUUAGUGGCUGCUUAAGUGACCUUUGUAGACCUCUAACCAAAACUCAAAUAAGUGGCUUCUACAGAAACGAUUUUUGGAGCCACUUUAGGGAUUCGACGUUCAAGUGACCUCUAUAGUAGUCUAUCUAGUGGUGGCCUUUUAGAAGUCUAAGUGGCAAUAAUAGACUAUUAAAAACUACUAUAGUGGCCACUAACACGCAUAAUAGUGACCACUACAGAGAUGGAUUUAGUUGCCACUUAAGGGAUUCGACUUAAAGUGGCCACUUUAGUAGUCUAUCUAGUGGUGGCCUUUAAGAAGUCUAAGCGGUACUAAUAGAUCAUUAAAAAGUAGUAUAGUGGUCACUUUAGUGUCCUCUCCAAAUAGUUCUUAAGGAACCAGUUGUCAUAAAAUCGGACGAAUUCAUAUAUUCCAGACAAUGCUUCUGGUGGCUAUGCAGCGUCAGAAAGUCGUCGAAAAGGAGGCUGAAACCGAGAGAAAACGAGCUCUGAUUGGUGAAUUUUUGAAGAUUUUUUUUCAAUUUUCAAUAAAUUGCCCUUGCAGAAGCCGAGAAAGAGUCCCAAGUCGCGGAUAUUCACAACAAGCGAAAGAUUGCUGAGAAAGAACGCGAGCAAUCAAUCAACAAAAUCGCCAAUAAUAUGCUCCUUGGUGGGUUUUUCAAAGAUCUUUAAAAGGCGAACAGUAAAAUGAUAAAGGUGUAAAGGAUAUAGUCUGUUCAGGUUUUGAAAAUCGAGUGCAAUGACGUCAUUCAAAAACACUCUGUGGAUGGCUCGCUCUCUGAUUGGUUUAUCGCGCUAUUAGGGGGCGGAGCUUGAGCGACGACUUGACAUUCAAAAUCUGAACAGACUAUAGUUAGAAAGGCCAGAGCGGUUCCUAUAAGAUCAGGGAAAAAAACAGCCUCUAAAGGGGACAAAAAAGACCCCCUUUACGAGUAAAAUUUAAGUUGUCACUGUAGCGGUUUACAAACUUUGAGCUGCUAAAGCUUAAGUGGUUCCUAGGGUCUUUUGAGUUUUUUUUUUGUACAGAUUUAAAAGAAAACAGUUGUCCUUAAAGGGAUAGUGAAAAAAAAGAGGAAACGAGAUAGUAUCCUGAAGAGACCCCAGAGAAGUCAGGGGAUCUCUAUUUCUCUAGACCCUCUUCAAAAUUCUCUCUCUUUUAUCCUUUUUCCCGGGUUUUUGAGUAGACCAUUAUCUAAAAACCGCUUUUUUGCUAAUUAAUUUAAUUUUCAGAGAAAGAAAAAGCUUCCGUGGACGCGGCAAAGUACAAGAUUGAGACGGAAUCGGCGGCCUUCCAGAAAAUUUUGACACCGUAUGAUUUUUAAUCAUUUUCCUUGUAAGGUUGAAGAAAAAUAAGAAAAUAGGGUCAAAAAUUGUGCAGGGUGAGAUAUAGCAGAUUCCGGUUAACUUAGAACGCUAAAGGGGCGUGGCCUGUCUGCGCUCUCCACAAAACAGGCACUAUCUAUAUUCCUAUCGUGUCAGGACCCUUUUUUGAUGGCUCAAGCCAGUCGUGAAUCAGCUAUAGUUUUUUCACUUUUUUUUGUCUAUUUUUCCAUUUUUUUCAGGAAAAGUUAAAGAAAAAGGCAAAAUUUUCGACUUUCCUUGACCAUUUCUCAAAGAGAUCACUGUAUAUCGAAUAUUUUUCACUUAAGGGAGUACUUGGAGCUCCAACGGAUCAAGGCGAUCGAGAAGAACAACAAGAUCUACUACGGCGACAAGAUUCCAACCGCAUUUUUGAUGACCAACGACUCACCAAAGAACGAAAAUAAUUCCCCUCGGAAAUCAGAGCCAAAAGCCUUGGAAAUAAAUCCAUUCCAAGACAUCCUGAAUAACGGGCAAUCUGUUCCCAAGUGAUCACUUAAUGGCUCGACCUGGACAAUAGCCAUCCGGUGUCUUUCUGCUUUAAUAUGUACUUAUUUAUUGUUUUUUUCUUUGUUCCAAGCUUGUAUUUUAAUAAAUUAUGGGUCCCUUUUGUUUAGCUACUUUUUUUCAAAAGCCAUGUUUUCAAGGCUAAACGGAUAAUUGAAGGUGGGGUAUCUAAAAACGUCAUUUUUCGCCUUUUUCCUAGGUCAGAAUGGUGAUAGAACUUCAUGGAGGAUUCUUAGAUAUCUGGCUCAGUGGCUAGAGGGCUUGGCUUCGGUUUCAGAUGCGUAGGUUCGUUUCCACACCCCGUCAGAUUUUUUUUUUGCACUUUUUGAAAACAUUUUUAUUGCUUUUUAUGCAUUUUUCAACACAGAAUUUCCUUGAUUUCGACAAUUUUACCUAAAAAUCGGUUUGAAAAACAUUUUGAUGCUCUCAACACACUAGCUGUAUAGAAAAAUCUAGAAAAAGUGAAAAAAGGGUGUGUCAAUAAUUAGGACGCACAGUCUAGCCUCUACAACCUUGACGACCAAGAAUCAACCAAAAAAGGAAAAUCCAAAAAAUGGAGACGGAAUAUGGUCCAUAUUUGUUACACAGUUCGCUACGCGCAGAGGGUCGAACCCAUUUUUCUGGCCAAGUUCAAUUGAUUUCCUUGUGCCGCCGUUCUUUCUCCUGCAAAACCCCAAGGAAAGAAGAUUUUCGCGCCCUGAUACCUACACCUGUUUUCCUUGCCUUUGUUGUUCCCUUUCUUAAUUUUUUAAUUCCAAAAAGCUCUGAUAUAUUCUUUAUCUUCUUACUAUUCUAAUCUCCCAAAGGUUCUUUACCAAAUUGGAAAAUCCCCGAACCCCUAAAAAAAUCCAGAUCCACUCAAAAAACUACCAUUCACUUCCGAACUUUCAAAAAUUGCCUUUUUUCCUAUCAUGGAAGGUUAUUUUUAUACCUUUUCCCGCCGGAUAUUACAUUGAUAAUCAGUUCAGAACCGCCCAUUCAUGAGUCAAAGACCCUUCUUUUUUGUUGUUUUUAUUGCCCGACCCGGUUUCUUCUUCUCAAAACGGAAGUCGUGUUGAUGCUAUUUUGAGCAUUCUGGAACCUAUAUAACUUCAAAAAGUCUUGGAAAAGGUGGGAACACCUUUGUUUGGAACAGAACUACCUUUAUUUUCUGAUUAUUAUUGUGAGUUUAACUUUUUCUAUUACUUCUGCUAGUUUAUUUAGUACUCUUAUACUGCUUCAAACAUGACGUAAUUUUGCUAAAUUCCUUCAGUUUAUCCUUAACCAAGAUCAGAAGAAAAGUCUAACCUGAAGACUCCAGUGGUCUCUACAGGGGCAAACUUAGCUACCCUUGGAGAUUUCCUUCUAGAGGCCUUUUUACCUCCCCUGAAGGGGCCACUAGAACUUGCAAAAGCGACCCCUAUAGAGGACAUGCUAGUCGAUUAUUUUGAACAGAGGAAAAGUUUAAAAUGUGUCUUCUUAAUAUUUUUAUCUGGACCCUAUAGAGACCAUCUAAGUUUUACCCCCAUAGAGUACACUUUUUUUGUCCCCCUAACCUCUAUAGGGACUUCUUUGGCGUACCUGAGUACCUUUUUUUGGUAGAUAUAUAAAGCCUCAGAAACGCCGGAAGCCUUUUUUUCUUCAUGAUAAAAGUUGAAAAUUUGAAGCUUUAUAAAACUUUUUGCGAUUCAUUUUAUUUCAAAACCAUUCCUGUACAUGUUUUUUUUGUUCUGCCUGUAAAUAAAUAUUAUUAUUAUCGAAACUGUGCUGAAACUAUAGUCUCUUAACUGAAAACGUGUAAAAAUCUCAAAACCUAUCAACUUUUCAAAGUUAGUUAGGUACGCGGAAGUCUGACUGCCAGUUGUUUACUUGCUGAGAAAACCUGUUUGCAGAGGUUUUUUCUAUCUUUUUUUUAGGUCAAACCACAGGUCUAACGGUCUUCAAAGAUCGUUCAAAACAUCAAAACUCUGCAUAUACUUUAUCUAGAGUCAGAAAUACGAAAAAGACGCGUGACGCUGUUAUUUUUGAACCAUGUCCUGCUAAUCAUGCAAAGAUCAAAAUUUAUUUCUUACCACAAAGGACCAGAUCAUUUUCGAGAGCCUUAAUAAAUUGGAAUAUAGUGCUGUUUAAAGGUUAGAACUUCCAUUCUUUUUCGUUUAUCCUACCCCCCGAAGUUUUAAUUUUUAUGCUAUUUUAAAAGCUUCUGUAAAAAAACCUUUUCUCUACUGAAAUCUUUUACUUGCGCUAGAAAUUACUGCUCAGUUCGGCGCGAGAGAAAAGCGAUAUCGCUAGUGGUAAAUUGAUAACUUCGCAAAGGUACAGCCGCGCUCGCAUUUUCUCGACGCGAAUUCGCACUUCUGACACACCAAAAAAAGGUUAAAAUGCGAUAUCGCGACAAGAGGGACGCAAGGUUGGCGCGGCCUUUUUGCGAUGCCGUCCAUGUACGACGCGCGAUAUCGUUUCUAUCUCGGCACUUGUUUUUAGCACGCUUAUUCGUUAUUUUCUCAAGACAGUGGCGACUAAAUUGAAAUACGCUUGAAAUAACUUCUCAGUUCGGCGCGGGAGAAAAGCGAUGUCGUUACAUUGACAAUUUCGCAAAUGUACCGUUUUCACGCCGCGUUUUUCUUGACGCGAUCUCGCACUUCUGGCACAAUAAAAAAGUUAAAAUGCGAUAUCGCGACAGAAGAAACGCAAGGUUGGCGCGGCCUUUUUGCGAUGUCGUCCAUGCAUGACGCGCGAUAUCGCCUUCAUCAUGGCAGUUAUCCUUAGUGUGCCUCUCGUGCUUCUUACUCAAGCCAGAAGUGACUAAACUAUACUCAAAAACAAUUAUCAACUACGUUGAAAAAUUAGAUCCAAUUAAGGUAUGAACCGAGAGCAGGGGACGCCUUUAACGACAACAAGGUCAGAAAGGCCGUCGACGCCGAUUCCCUACGGCGAUGGCUACGGUCACAGACAGCGUGAUGGUAAUGAACUUAUUUUGAGGUUCAAAAUGAAAAAAUAUUCGAAAAAAAAAACUAAAUAAUCGAAAAUCAAAGUGUAAAACUCUAAGAAAGAGUCAAUUUUUGUCAAUCCAACGGAAAAGGUACACCUUGAACUUCAAAAAAUCCAAAAAUUUGCUGUUUUUUUUCAAUUCUUUCUAAUCAAAGAUAUGGUUCUUGAAAAAAGCCGUCGAUUCGAAUUUCAACUUCAAAAAACGUCAAGAGUUUUCUUUUCCUUUCGGCGGUUCAAAAAUCAAUUUUUAGAUCACUUCAAGGUUUCAAAAUACUUAAAGAUUUCAAGUUUUGUUUUUUGAAUCAUUAGUCUUUGUGAGCUGCGCGAACAAAACUUAUUAAACUCUUAUUUUGUAAACAUUUUCCUUACGAAGCCCAUCCAAUUCCAUUUGGUCGCAUUUGGAAUGGCUCAACGCGUUGCGGCCGUGCUCAAGUUCAAUUUUCCAAUUUUUCAUCCCGGAGCUCCCAUGCCUAUGCGCUAAAGUCGUAUUGUGGUCGGGUGCAGCUUCAAAAUGACCGCUGCACAGCCGCGACGCUUUGAGCCAUUCUCCGUGCGGCCAACAAGUUUUUAAAGGGCAAGGGGGCCAUCCUUGAAUACCAUGUUUUGAAUGAAAUCACGAAAAAAGGGUCCCAAUCCUUCCAGAGCCCUCAAAACCGAUAAAAUCAGUUCAAAUGCUGUACUAUCGUUAGAUUCAACUACCAAGCUUCAAAUAAUGUUCCAGAAUACUAGAAAAUUCUCUCAAAACUGACUGAAAAAUUCUUCAGAUGCAGCUCGAGGCCACUUCAUAAAAUUGAUCGUUUGCGUAAUUCUCACGGUCGGAUUACUUAUUUUCGCUGCCGUCAUUUUUGCCUCGAUCCAUCAAGUCCAAGAAGGAUUUGUGGCCGUUUAUUAUCGGGUAACAUGAGCAACAAAUGAAAGUUAUUAAUACUUUUUCCUUAUUUUAGGGCGGAGCUCUAGUAAACUCAGUAAAUGGACCAGGCUAUCAUUUGAAGUUGCCGGGAAUCACGACACAUAAACUUAUUCAGGUUGGUUUUGAGGCUUAUCAAUAAAAGAGGCGGAACUUGAGGAUCAAAUAUUGCUCAUCUUAAAUGGAUAUGCCUCGAUAUUGCUCAUGUUACAAGUUACUCCAAAAUUAUGAUCUUCCACAUGUUUUCAAAAUGACCAGAUUUUAAAUCGAAUAAUAAAUUUUUAAUAAAAUAGAUCUUUGUGAAGUUUCAAUAUUGCUCAUAGUAAAGAAGAAUGACUCAAUAUUGCUCAUGUUACAGGUAACACCUCAAACUGACGAGCUUCUCAACGUGCCCUGUGGUACUUCUGGCGGAGUUAUCAUCACUUUUGGUCGGAUCGAAGUUGUUAAUAUUCUCAGAAAAGAUGCAGGUACCUAUUUCAUUCGAAAGCUAGAGUGCUCAAAGUUCAACAAGAGCUAAUAAGCUUCUCUUCAAAAGAGAGUCAUUCCAAAUGCGGCCACCACUUUUUUUUUCAAAAAAUCGUAGAAAGCUAAAAAGCCAGAGAGACUCGAAAAGAAAAAUUAGGCGUGUUUCUAAAACUACCAUACGUGCUAGGAAAAUCAAUACUUUGAUUUUUACCAAGACCGCAGCGCGACCGCAACGCCUAGAUCCAUUCCAAAUGCGGCCAUGCCUUUCUUUUUCAGUCCACGACAUUGUCAAGAACUACACGGUCGACUACGACAAGCCAUUGAUCUACAACAAGGUUCACCACGAAAUUAAUCAAUUCUGCAGUCGGCACACUAUCCAGGAAGUCUACAUUGAUCUUUUCGGUCAGUAUUAUCUGAUUUUUGAGGAAAAUCGAUAAUUUUGUAGAUAAAAUCGAUGAGAACUUGAAAACGGCUCUACAAAAGGAGCUGAGCGAGCUGGCGCCAGGACUGGAAGUUCAGGCCGUUCGAGUCACAAAACCGAAAAUUCCCGAGCAAAUCCGGGAAAACUACGAACUGAUGGAAGCUGAGAAGGUACACGAUUCGAUGGGACUCAUUUUCUAGCUUCAGAAACAUCUGAGUUCAUCAAAAAUGAAAGAUUUUGAGUGAAGUUAUGACUUUCCGAAAGAAAAUUAGACUCUUAUCAUUGAAAUUUUUGUUGAUUUCUGCGUUCUAGAAAACUUUAGGGAGCAUUUUCGGCAUUUUUCGGAUCCAAUCCUAUUUCAGAACAAAGCAAGAAAGUUCCAGAAGCUUCAAAAAAUCCAACCCAUUUCAGACCAAACUUCUAGUCGCCACCCAACGUCAAAGAGUCGUCGAGAAGGAGGCGGAAACCGAGAGAAAACGGGCAUUGAUUGGUGAUUUUAUUGAUUUUUUAUUGAUUUAUCGAUUGAUCAUGCAGAAGCCGAAAAGGAGUCUCAAGUUGCCGAUAUUCGCAACAAGCAGAAAAUUUCGGAAAAGGAAAGGGAGCAAUCGAUCAACAAAAUCGCAAAUACUAUCCUUCUCGGUUGGUUUUUUGAACUUUUGUAUCAUUUUUUGAUUUUCCUAGAGGUUGAAGUGACUUUGGAAGACUACAAUAAUCAGGCUCAAAAAACUGAAAAAUCUAGAGAUUAGAACGUCCUGAAGAGACCUUAGAGAAAGAAGUUAACUAUCAGAAACUCAGGAAUUUUUGAGUGGUCCCUACAGGGGUUAGGAUAGGAAACAGCCCUUUAUAUAGGGACCGCAAAGCCACGCCCCUUUUCGCGAUAGAAAAAGUGGCAUUUUUUUGGUUUACAACUUUAAUUUAGUUGUAGUUGCAAAAUAUGUGGAACUGGCUAAUAAAAUUUGACACACAUGUACAGAAAAGCUUCCUCUUUCGUUUAAAAAAUAUUUCACGCUUUUUUGAUGCGUUCUCGCGGAAUGUCGUACAAAAACGUGAAUGGAACUAAAAAAUUUUGUCAUUUUUUGCUUUUUCAUGUGUUUUUCAGGUCGAACGCACUCUUUCUUUUUUUAUGUAAUGAUUUUUGAUUCAAGUAAAGGUAAUUUUUAAAACAAUAAAAUAAAAAAAUUCGUCUUUGCCAAAAAAAUUUUUAGGGAGCGCCGAAAGUCAUAAUUCAAAAAUAUCGUUAAUAAGCGAAUAUAAUCGAGUUUUUCGUUUUUUUCAAAAAUUUAGACCAUGGGCUUACUUAAAUUUUUUUCUCCACAGCAUAUGUGCUUGAAAAAGUUGUUUGAUACGCAAAAAUGCUCUUGAAAAUAGAGAAUAAAAUUAGCGGCGUUUAUCACACAGAAAGCGGUCGAACGCAGGUUUUUCAAACGAUUAUAUACAUUUAUUAGUAAAAAAUCUUUCAAUUAAAAAAAUAAAAUAAAAAAUUCGUCUUUGCCGAAAAUAUACGGGGCCGUUUUAAUGCAGCGAUCGUUAAAAGAGGCAAAAAGCACUGAAAAAACAGUUUUUUCGAAGUGAAUUUCCACGAAACGUUUGAGUAAAGAUUUGCGAACAUAUUCUGAUCAAAAUAGCUUAAUCACUUCAAGUUUUUCUUUUUGAAAUAGGCAAUCUGUGCUAUCCAAACGGCUCAAGGGUAAGGGGGAUGGAAGCUCCCCGCGCUACACCUGACAGCUUGGCGCAGUGCGUGCGCUGCGAUUUUUCAUUUUGAGGUCGCGAGUUCGAUGCCCGCAAGCGGCAGUUUUUUUGUUUUUCUGGAAAAAUACCGACUUUUUUUCGGCAAACUAGCUGAUUAGCAUCAUUUUAGCACUCUAUUAUGAUUUGUUACAUCAUAAUAGACCAGUAUCAAAACUUGUUCUAGAAGAAAAAUCGAGAAAAAUGUCAAAAAUGGAUAAUACCAAAAUUUCAGUACUAAAAAAAUGGUGCGCGGCGCGCCACAUUUUUCGUCAUAACUUUUUUCAUCCUCAAUCUUUUUUGAAAAACUAAACGGUUCUGAGUUCUGAAUCGAAACAGCUAUCAAACCAUACAUAGCUCAAUGCUGAAAAAAAAUUUUUGAAAAUUCGUCUGCGGUCCCUACCUUUAUAGGUACCGAAAAAGUGGUCCCUAUAGGGGUAAAAUCAAGGUGGCACCUAUAGAGAUUUAAGGUCGGACCUCUCAGCCCCCCAAGUGGCCCCUACAGGGUGUCGUUUGUUUUAUUCAUUUUUUUAUAGUUUUUUUCGCAACUAUCGACUAGCAUGUCCCCUAUAAAAAAACCCCUAUGGGGAUCCCUUUCGCACCCCUUGAGGGACCGCUUUGGAGAUCCUAAGAAGAAAACAUUUCUCCAUAAUUUCGUGAAUAAAACAUAGACUUUUUCGAGACCUAAAAUUUUUCCGAGUAAUUUUUUUCCCAGCUCAACUUUUUUUUUCACCAGAAUGAUGGACAUCCAUAAAAUGCAAACAUUUUUUUUUCAAAAAAAAAAAUCAUCUUCUAGCCCUAUUUCCUAGCCAAAAUGUUGAGAAAACAGUAUCCAUAAAGAGCGACCACUUUUCUCACAAGGAUUUUCCCAACUCAACCUAUUUUUUUGAAGAUAGAGGACCUGUAAAAUGCGACCUUUUUUUUUUUUUUGAAGAAAAAUUCUUCUUCAGCCCUUUUUCCUAGUCAAAAGGAAUCCAUAAAAUGCAGUCACUUCAAGAAAAAUUUCAUUCCAGUUCAACUUCUUCUCUUAAAAUAGAAAAUCUCUAAAAUGCGGUCGGAAGAAUUUUUUUCCAAGCUCCAUUCAUUAGAAAAUUGAUAGAAUAUCUAUAAAAUGCGGCCUUUUGGAAGAAUUUUUCCCAGCUCCAUUUUUUUGAGAAAAUUGGUAAAAGACCUUUAAAAUGCGGUCACAUUUUUCAGAAAAGGAAAAAGCUGAAGCGGACGCCGCCCUCUACAAAUCCGAGAAGGAAUCGAUCGCCUAUCAGAAAUUAUUGACCCCGUAAUUUCUGUAUCUUUUUCUCGAAAAUUUUUUGAUUUUUAGACAAUACCUCGAGUUGAAGCGAAUCGAGGCGAUCGAGAAGAACAACAAGAUUUUCUACGGAGACAAGAUUCCGACUGCAUUUUUGUCUCCAAUCGGAAAAACCAUUGAAGCUGCCAAAUCCAAGUAA
Caenorhabditis auriculariae is the source of this 12542-nucleotide messenger RNA. Lineage: Eukaryota; Metazoa; Nematoda; Chromadorea; Rhabditida; Rhabditidae. The record is from the annotation of a GenBank genome assembly.